Uranotaenia lowii is the source of this 830-nucleotide messenger RNA. RefSeq names its product adult-specific cuticular protein ACP-20-like. The transcript is spliced from 2 exons. The record is from RefSeq and is a predicted model, not a curated record. Bases 110 to 568 code for a protein of 152 amino acids. NCBI's taxonomy places the organism in Eukaryota, Metazoa, Arthropoda, Insecta, Diptera, Culicidae. Gene Ontology annotation, cellular component: extracellular matrix.
GUUUAUGGAAUGCCGGUAUAAAACUUGGGCCCCAAAUGGCUGCCCCAAUCAGUUUGCGAUAGUUGCGGUUCUAGCUAAGUUAUACGAUUAGUGAAAGCGCAUUUGCAAAAUGCUGAAAAUCGUUCUGCUGGCCGCAGUGGGCGUGUCCGCUGUGUCGGCUCAGAUCUUCGGUGCCGAAUCGUAUGGAUCGGGGCUGAGUGAUGGCGGAUAUUCCGGGUACAACUUCGGGGGAGGCGAUUCACAUCACAAGCAGUAUCACUACGCGUAUCCCAAGUACAAGUACGAGUACGCGGUUCAGGAUCACAAAACCGGCGAUCACAAAAGCCACUGGGAGACACGCGAUGGCGAUGUUGUUUUGGGCCAGUACAGACUUUUUGAGCCGGACGGUUCGGAACGCAUCGUGGAUUACAAGGCCGAUAAGCAUUCCGGGUUUGAAGCAAAGGUGAAGCGUGUUAACCACUUGGCCUCACAUCCGCAACUUUACGGCUCGAGUGGCUCAAGCGGUGGCCAUGAAGAGAGCUUCGGAUUUGGCAACUUCGACGGAAGCCCUUCCUUCAACUUUCUCUAGAGCAACCCUUGGCAGCACCUCCACCUUCCCUUGAGAAGGUCCAGGUUUGGUAUGCUGCCAGGUUGAUCUGCUGAGGCCAUAUGUGUUCUGUUUACUUUUAAUUGCUCCCUAAAGACUGAUCGUUACGCUGCUCAUGUGCCUGAAGACUUUGCGCCAUGCGGAGAGUCGUCUUAAGCUAUCGUUUUAACUUACCGACUAUCGUUAACUGUUUUCGACUAUCCUUAUAAUCCCUCAAUAAAAUGUGCGAAUUGUAAAAAACCAA